This is a messenger RNA of Cladocopium goreaui, 3619 nucleotides long. Lineage: Eukaryota; Dinophyceae; Suessiales; Symbiodiniaceae. The record is from the annotation of a GenBank genome assembly.
ACAUUUUCGCUGGAUCGCAAUGGACGGUCCGGAGGAUGAGCAAUCCUGCUAUGCGAUUCUGGGCGUGGAUCCCGCUGCCACUUCCUCGGAAAUCCGGCAGGCCUACCGCAAGUUGGCCUUAGCCAAGCACCCUGACCGCGGGGGCGAUCCAGCAGAGUUCGCCCGGGUGACCAAGGCCUACGAGGUGCUGUCUGACAGCAAAGCACGAGCCAAGUACGAUGCCACAGGGAGGACGUCCAAGCUCACGGCUGAGGAGGAGUUCAUAGAGGCCUUCCGCAGCUCCACUGCCGCCAACGCGGACGCGGAGUCCCGCCCCGCGGAGCCGCGCCGCGCCGCGCCGGAGCCGGAGUCAGCACCGCGGCGCUUCGCGUGGGAGCGCGGAAAUCGCAGUGAGCAGCAGAAUGGGCAGAGGCGGAGUGGAGGUGUGCACAGCUUUUCUGCAAACGUCGGAUCUUCCCGGCCAUCAUCGACCCCCGACUCAGCUGCCGGCUACAUCCGCCCCGACAACUUGGCGGGUGCCGUCCAGGAAGCCGCUGGGGGGCUGGAGGUGGGCGCGCGCGUGCGCAUCGUGGGGCUCCAGAAGCAGCAGCAUCUGAACUCAGCCAUGGGCGUCCUGGUGAAGUUCCAUGGGGACCGGUGGCAGGUGCGUUUGGAGGGCGACCUCGGGGACAAGCUCUUCCGCACUCAGAACCUGAUGCCGGCCUCCCGCAACGGUCCCUCCGCGGCCAGGGCCGCCGGCAGCAGCAACGGCAGCAACGGCUUCCGGCCCGAGCCGAGGGCGCAGGAGGCGGCGCCAGGACAUGCCAACGGCGUGGCGAGCACCAAUGGCACCCACGAAAGGAAUGGCACCACUGGUGGCCCAGAAAAGCGCGGCUUCAUGCGACCGCCUGCAGAUUACCUGCGCGCAGAUUCAUCAACGAUUGAGAUCUGCGGCAGCUGGAACAACUGGCGGCCGCAGCCCAUGAUUUUGGAACGCCAGCGUCGGUGUCACAAAUUCCAGGUGGUGCUCCCCUCAAGCGCGCCGGAGAGCUUCCAGCUCUUCGUAGCGGGCGACGGCCCGGGGCGCUGCCUGCACCCCGACCGGCCCGAGGCGUCGGUGCAGGAGUUCCACCGCCUGGUGGGGCCGGAUGACAACAGCCAGGGCCAUGGCUGGAGCAUUGGGAAACACCCGGAGGACCACGCCGCCAUGGGCGCGCGGUAUGAGGUGAUGCUGAUCUUCGCAGCCAAUGGGCGCCCGGAUCGCCUCGAUUGGGUGCGGCUGAACCCGCGGAGCGAGGCGCCGAAAACCACGCCUGCGAAAGCCAAAGCGAGGCCGGCGCCCUACGGUGGCCUCAGCAUGGGAGGCUUCCUACAAGCGGCCAAGCCCGAGUGGACGCAGAAAGAUAUCACCUCGGUCUUGGAGAGGUUGGGCAAGAUCACUGUGACGGACAUGAGCAGUUUGCUUCGCACCCUGCAGUCUGAGGGCUCCGCGGGGGUGAACCAAAGGUUCAAGGCUGUUGGGGAGAAGAGCUUCACAGAUUCAACUGUCAGGGCCUUGCGAGAGCACGCGAAGAAAGUUGCUGCACUUGAAGCCGAACGUUUGAACCCCAAGCCCAAGCCGAAAGCGGCGCCGCCAGCCAAUCCACUCGCGCCCUUGCCCACGCAGGAGUACAAGGUGGUGCACGACUUUGUGUAUUUGCGGCAAGAGCCAUCCCUGCACGCGCCCAUCCUGGGCAAACGUCAGCGUGGCGACACCUUCCACGCCUCCGAAGAGACCUGGGAUGGCUGGGUGAAACUGCAUGGGCAGCCUGGCUACAUCAUCAAGGACAUGGGUGGCCUCUCAGGCAUCGGCAAGGUGCUGAGUCAGCUGGGCCGCGCCCUGCCCUUGGUGCUGCCGGAGCCGCAGGGCUCGCCGGAGCCGUUGACCUUUGAGGUGGUCUACCAGCCCUUUGUGGCGGUGAGAACGGGACCCUCCAAGACGCGACCCAUACAGGGCACCCGCAAGUUUGGUGAACGGCUCCGCGCUGAGAGUCAGGGCUACGGCGGCUGGGUGCGCGUGGUACAGGAGGAUGGAGGCGGUUGGAUGUUAACCUUGGAUGAUGAGCUGGGCCAGCUUUUGGCCUGCAAAACCGUGGACGAGCGAAGGAAACAGGUGUCUGCCCUGCGCCAUGCCGACCGCAACAACGUGGCGCAGCUGACAGAAGCGAUUGCUGGAGCUCGCAGGUGCGGUGUGAGGGGCAUCGAGUUGGAGCAAGCAGAGGCUGAUUUGCGGCAACUGCGUGAACGAGAGGCCUCGCGGAAGGAGCUGCUGCAGCGCGCCGCCGCGGCGCAGAGCGAUGUCCGGGAGGAGCGCCUGCGGCGCUGCGUGGAGGAAGCCGAGCGGCAGAACUUCGUCCAGGAGAAGAAGGCUAUGGAAGAAGCCCUGGACAAAAUGGUCAGCGUCAAGAUGGAGACCCAGCGAGAGCACGACCUGCUGCUGGAACAGCUGGCUGAAGCCGCGAAGGGUGGGCAGGUGGCAGACAUAAAGGCAGCCCGCAACGCAGCCAAAGCUGCUGGCGUGCCGAUGAAGGAGAUUGCGCGAUGCGCAGAAGUUCGCAACAAAAGGUGUGUUCAUUUUGGGGAUGGUUUCUACCAACUUCUGGGCUCAAAGGGGGGGGGACAUGGGACAUGGCUCGCUGCCCGAAGUGAGCACGCGGCGGCAAUCGCGUCACGCGGCAUCAUGACAGCUGUGGCUCCCAUGUUUGAGUUGCCAGUGCCAGCGUGGAAUGUGCCGGUUUUUGCCAUAUACCCUGUGGUGCCCAUGCCAUUGGCACUGCCUGUGGUGGGUAUGGCGACGCCAUUUCACUGGCAGGGCACAGAGGAUGAAGGUUCAAGAAUGAGAAAGGCCAUGGCAGCGAUGCCGGUUCAUUUUUCUCUCUGCGAGGAGCCUCGGAGAAAGAUCCUGUGCUACGGUGACAGCCUCACGGCCGGCUUCUUCGCCGGGGGCCUGAAAUUCGACCCCUACGGGCGGACCAUGUCUGAGGUUCUGGCUUCUGGAGGAAUCUAUGCGCAGGUCUCGGUGUGUGGGCACAGUGGCUGCACCACACGAGAGAUGCUGGAUGCCGCGGAAACAGACCUUGCAGAUGUAGUGGGCUGCACAGGCAAUGGCCUCUGCAAGAUCUUGGCUGAGCAGGACUUUGAUCUAGUUAUCAUCAUGUCCGGCACCAACGACAUGGGUAGAGGCACCCAUUCCGACGCCAUUGUGGAGGACCUGAGCCAGUUGCACGCCAUUUGCCAUAGUCAAGGUGUACCAACGCUGGCGUUGGCACCACCUUCAGCCCCUAGAUUUGAUUUCUCACAGGAGAUGCAACGUCAAUACAUUCACAGCCAGCUUUGCAGCCUGGCCAGCACCACGCCGUACCUUUUGGGCUGCAUCGACCCAGCUGAGCUGGUGUCUGUAGCAGAUGGACAAUUCUGGGAGAGCGACGGCCUACACUUUGCGCCAAGGGGCUCGCAGGUGCUGGGGCAAAACUUGGCCCUGCUGGUUGCAUCCUCACUGGCGGACAACUCCCCAGAUGUCACCGCUUGAAUCUCUCACUGGUGGCAGCUGAUGGUGAUCUUUUGAGUAAUGUAACCUCCAGUAAACUCACAGUGUGCUGCU